CGUGACCAUGUUUCUAGUCGAGCCCUAGGUGCCGAGGCACCAGUAGGAAGCUCCGCUGCUCCCGCUCCGACGCGGUGGCUAUGGUAACCAGUCACCAAUUCCACGGAGUUGACUGGAUCUGCAGAUGGUAAGAAUAGAAGCAGAUGAUCAUGGGAAGCACUGUCUCACUCUUCUUUAUUUCCCUUGACUAAAGCAAUGGAGGAAUCACAACAAAGUAAUCCUGUAGGCACCUUGUAUGGGAGUACUGUGAACCCAAUUUACAAAUAUAUUUUGAAUGACUUACCAAGAGAAUUUAUGUCAUCCCAGGCAAAAGCAGUUAUUAAAACUACUGAUGAUUAUUUGCAGCCUCAGUUUGGCCUCGACAGACUUUUGCAUUCAGCAGCAGUAUCAGAAGGGUCAGGACUUCAAGAUUGCUCUAUACAUCAAACAGCAUCAGAUCACAGCCAUGAGGAAAUAUCAAACCCAGAUAGCUUCAAAUCAAACAGUAAAAACAAUUCUUGUUUUAUGUCAGCAUCCAAGAGAAACAGACCUGUCAGUGCUCCAAUGGGUCAACUGAGAGUUUUAAAGUUCUCCUCUCUAAAAUUUCAGUCCACUCAGAAUUGGCAAAGAUUGUCUCAAAGAUACAAACUUCAACCAAGAGUAAUUAAAGUAACAGCUUACAAAAAUGGAUCUAGAACAGUCUUUGCCAAAGUUACUGCUCCAACCGUCACCUUGCUGCUGGAGGAGUGCACAGACAAGCUGAAUCUGAACAUGGCCGCACGACGAGUGUUCUUGGCAGACGGCAAGGAAGUCCUCGAAUCUGAAGAUAUUCCCCAUGAAGCUGAUGUUUAUGUUUCAACGGGAGAGCCCUUUUCAGAUCCACUCAAAAAAUUAAAGGUUUUAGAUACUUGCACAAUGAAAAUGAAUCUAGACUCACCAGCAAGAUAUCUUUAUGAUAUGUAUGGCAGAAAAAUUGAAGAUAUUUCUAAAGUUCCUCUGCUUGAAAAAUGCCUUCAAAAUUCCAUCACACCUUUGCGGGGACCACUUUGGGUCUCUAAGGGAGAAGGUUUCAGCCCCUCAGGAGCUAAGAUGUACAUCCAAGGAGUUCUUUUGGCCUUGUACCAACGAUUAAAGUCUACAAAAAAAUAUUAUAAACAGUUGAGUUUGGCCUUCAAUGAUGAAAAGGAGAAAAUGACAGAAAAAGUCAUUCUUUCAAUGACAGCAAAGGAGCACCAUAAAGCACAAGAAGAAGUAAGCAGGCUGAUUGAUGAAUUGCAGACAGCUAUCAAAAGCAACAGAGGUCAUCUCUCUAAACUUGGCCCCCAAUUACAGGCUGAGCAGGAGCAAUUCUCCUCUUAUGUCUACCAACACAUUAAAAGCCUUCCAGCAAACACUCUGGUCCCAGGAGGCCUGCAGCUCAAGGUGUUCGAAAAUGGUAAAAACACUGGAGGAACCUCUGUUUAUGUCAGUAAAAAAGAUUUAGGCUCCAAUAGCCCAACUCAGACUGGCAGUAUGAUGGAAAGAGUUAUGUCUUCUUCAUCCCCCUUACCCACCCUCCACCAGUUACUUCUCAAGAUUCAUCAGAGGCUUCAAGGUUCUUCCAUCAGCCCACCAGGCCUCAAUUUUUCUUCAGCCCGGCUAUAUGAUGAGCAUGGUCAAGAAAUUAAGAAUCCACUUUUGCUGAAGAAUGAGCAAAAAAUCUGGGUCUCUUAUGGUAAAGCAUUCAGAUCUCCACAAAACCCUGUUUUGGGUUUGACCUUUGACCGAGUGACGGCAUUUGCCAGAGGUGGCAUCACAGUUGCCUUCAAGACCUUUUUGGAUCCUAAUGCUGUUCUGCUACCUGGAUGUGAUAAUUGGGACAUUUGUGAGGGAUUUCCAAUUAAUUUCAACUGUACCAGUGAACAGAUACCUGAUCAAUUUGAAAAGAUGGACUUGGAGAACCAUUUCCUACAGAACAAGGUGGAUCCCAAUAUUGUCCUUCAUGCCUCUGUUUCCGUUGGAAAGCGAAGUUCCUCAAGUAGUGAAGUGAGCAGCAGGAGUCAGAUAGCUCCGUCAACCCUGUGGCCUGCAGCCAGUGUGUGGCUGAUCACCAAGACUGGAAUGAUCCUGAGCCGAGCGAUAACUCAGGGCUGCCUAGCUAUUGGUCAUCCAAUCAGAGUCAAGGCUGCGACGGGAACAUCACUAGAAGGAUAUAAAUUAAUCCUACAGAAAAGACAUAAAGGAGAUGAAUCUCAGAAGUGGGUGUUUGGAACUGAUGGCUGUAUUUAUUCUAAGGCUUAUCCUCAAUUUGUUCUGACCUAUCUGGAGGAGCUAAAUGCACAAGUGGAUGUGACUCAAACAGAGUAUCACAUUCACCAUGGUGCCUGGACCACAGCUCAAGAAUGUGGCAGAAAUUUAGCAGAAGAGGUUCUGCAAAAAUGUGCCAGCAACUCUGAUCUGAAGCAACUGCCAGAACCCUCAGACACCCAUUUAAUGCCAGAAGGUUCUCCUGAGGAGACGGGGCAGCUGACAGUGGCACUGGUGAGGAAACUGGAGGAGAAACAUCCUAAGGCUUCCGCUCAGAGGUGGGCCAUAAAACACGAAGGGAUCAGUAAGCCAGGCCAAUGGAAGCAUUCCAGAGUGGAAAACCCUCUAUGGAACAAGCUUACUUACAUGUGGCCAGUCCUUCCCAGCGGACAACUUAAUGAGGACUUUGAUUGGCCAAUAGAAGGACUGCUUGUUCCCAACAGCCCUCCUAUGAAGAAACCCAUCCAUAAGACACCAGAGCAGUAUGUCCCUAUGAAACUCAGAGUUUUGAGAAAUGGAGACAAGAAUAAAAGCAGAUCCCUUAUUACCAUUUGUCCAGAAAUCUCAUCUAAAACACAAAAUGUUAAUCCUGAAAGGAAAGAGAAAAUCUGUGUUGCUAAGAAUUCUGAGAUGGAAAUAAAUGAGACUGAAUUUCAUCAUUUUUUGGAGAGGUGCACUGAAAUUUUAAAGUUACCUUCUGCAGCUAGGAGAUUGUUCAAUGAAAAGGGGAAGGAAAUCUUUUCCCUAAAGGACCUGCAAAGAGAUGAACUGGUGUAUGUUUCAUGUGGAGAACAGUGGAUCAAUCCUGACCAGUCCAUUGCUCAGCAAAAGAAGCAGAUAUUCCUCAGGAACCUAGCAUCUGACAUUUCCAAAAUUCAAACCUUCUGCAGUCUUCGUAAGGAAGAAACUCUUGUUUUAGAAGUCCAAAGUGACAUCAUGUCUGGAAGCAAGCUUGCUGUGAAUAAACCUAGAGCAAUUUUUGGAGAAGAGAAGCAAGUUGAAGAACCAGAGGAACAGCAAAAGCAAAAUAAUGCUUUAACAACAGCUAAUGCUUCCAGUGAAAUCCUAGAUUCACAUGCAAGAGCCCACCUCCGAAUGGAAGCUUGUCACACAGUUGUCAGAUAUGCCUGGCAGGAUACUUCACAGGACUUUGAUGAGGACGUCAGUCUUCCAAAGAAAAUGGAAGAACUCUUUGAAAAUGUGAAACCGCAAAUGAAACACAGCCAUUCUCCAAAGUAUGGUAAAUUGCAGAAGAUUUCUCGUCAGCAGUUUGAAUACAGAGAUGGGCAGAUUAUAAGCUAUGCUGCUCCUCAGCUUGUUUUGGGGUUACAAAGCUCCAACCUCCAUUCAGGUAUGGAGGUCAUUUUGGUGGAGAAAAAAUCUGAUGAUAAUCAUCAACGCUGGAUACACAAGGAGGACAGCAGGACCUUUCACCUGGCGAGUAACCCAGACCUUGUGCUGGCAGUGUCUAUGACCAAGACUAGAAAUGAAGCCUGUGGCUAUCCAGUUAUUGUUCAGAAAUAUAAGCCAUAUAACAAUGGAACUGCCAAUCAAAAGUGGCACUACAUGGAAAAUUUGAAAACAUUUAUGGCCUUUUAUAGCACUGCCUUGAAUAAGGAAAUCACAUUGGCAAAUUUUGCUGGUAUUUGUACAUCUUCUGUCAUUAAAAGGGAAAACAUUGAUCAACCAGGAUACUAUUAUCUCUCAGCUGGUGGAAAGAGGAAAAUGAUGCUCUGCCUGGCCUGUGGACAAUACCUAAGAGCAGAGAAGAGACUGAAACAGUUGCUUCCAGGGGUUCCAUUCCUCUGUGCUUCAGGCUCCGACACCCAGAAACCCUUAUCACAAGGGCCUUUCAAGGUCAUCAGUGUGGCCAAGGCUGACUUAUCAUCUUGUGAGGCUGACAAAACUCUAAGUUAUUAUGAAGAACGCCUAUUAUCUUUACGGACGAAGACCUGUAUGCAAGCUGUGUGUCACAGUGGUAUGGCAGCGACACACCAGACGGCAGUGAAAAUAAUCGCAUACAGAAAUGGGGAUGGAUAUCGUAAUGGGAAGUUAAUUGUGGCUGGAACAUUCCCCAUGCUUCUUACAGAAUGCACAGGACAGCUUGGGCUUUCCAGAUCAGCUUCCAAAGUAUAUACCAGAGAUGGAACCACAAUCUUUACCUUGCAUGAUUUGGUUUUAUGGGCUGUAAAUGAAUCAUUUAUGAAGAGAGACUCUGAAGAACAAAAGACAGGCUUAACUCCUGUUGGAACAGAAGAGAUCACUGCCAAAAAAAACUCUAGAAUGAAAUUGAGAGACAAAUUGCUUCCUGGCUCUGUGAAAUCUGAUAGUUUGGAUAGUAUAGAUAAGUCUUUGCUCACCCUCAUCCUCAGAAAUCCUGUUGCUGUCUGGGUAUCUUGUGGUGAACCAUUUAUACCUCCAAAUGCUUUGCAGAAAGCAGAAAAAUUAGAGAAGCAGAACUGGCUAAAAAAAGACAAAAUUUUGGCUGAUUUAGAUACCAUGAAACACAAACUGAGACAGUUAAAAGGGCGGCGAGUAGCAGCACGUCAGCCAGCCACCAUGGUUCCCACCAAAAGCCCUGUGCAGCCGGUAGUAGUUGAAGGAGGCUGGACUGAGCAGACUCAAGAGGAAAUUAAACUCAUGGAACUUAUAAGACAUACAGAGGCACAUCUUUCUGAAGUUCAAGAACUGCAAUCCAAACAGAAUUCCCCAGUUGCAACUGUACGUAAAGCAGUUCAGCCUAGUAGCCUGUAUAAGCAACCCAACACAAAACGAGUCUGGGUUUAUUUAAAUGGAGGAAGACCUGAAGAUGGCACUUAUGCGUGGGGCAGGACUAUUACAGAGCUGCUAGAUGACUGUUCAUCUCAUCUCAAAAUGACCCAGCCAGCCAGAACCCUGUACACCCCAGAUGGAGUGUUGAUUCAGUCAUGGGAUGACAUAGAACGAGACAUGGUCAUCUGUGUGUCUACAGGACAUGGCUUCAUAACUCAGAAAGAGUUGAAGCAAGUGGUGGAGGUCAGAGCAAAUUACGCCAGAAUUCGAAGGCAGCAGGGCCCUCAAGCCACAGACCUUGUGGUGUCACCAUCUAUGAAGCUGCUGUCACUGGUACAUCUGCACAAUUAAUUCCUAUCAGAACCAUCAUAUUUUGUGCUGUAUUUUGCUGGUAUAACUGUGUAUAGAUACUCAUGUGCUUGUUAAACAGGAUUGUUAUUUAUUGCUUUUAAUUUCAAAUAGUCUCUUUUAAAGGUUAUUAUAUACAACAUUUUACAUAAACCAGCAUUUGCCUAUACCUAUACCUUAAAACUGUUCCUGGAAAGGCAACAAAACUAAACAGAAUAAUGCGGUAAAACAACUAUCUUAGGUGUACUUUCUCCCAGGAAACAAAAACAGGAACCUACUAGUUGAUGCUGUAAUAUUUUAGCAGAAUCAAGUAACUUAUAUGUAAAAUAUACAUAGAUGUAUGUGUGUAUGUACAAUAUUUGAUAAUCAAAUAGAUUCUGACCACUUAACCCUAAAUUCAUUCACAACUGACAUUUCCUGGCUCAAUUACCCUAUUUUCAAAACUGUUAAAAAUCUUACAUUUAUUAAAUAAAACUGAAAU
Sciurus carolinensis (gray squirrel) is the source of this 5866-nucleotide messenger RNA. RefSeq names its product doublecortin domain containing 1 (gene Dcdc1). Bases 196 to 5388 code for a protein of 1730 amino acids. NCBI's taxonomy places the organism in Eukaryota, Metazoa, Chordata, Mammalia, Rodentia, Sciuridae. Gene Ontology annotation, molecular function: microtubule binding. Gene Ontology annotation, biological process: regulation of mitotic cytokinesis; intracellular signal transduction. The record is from RefSeq and is a predicted model, not a curated record. The transcript has 37 exons.